AUGUCGGCUGUGACCGCGGGCCCCCACGUCCCCAAUGCCUACCAACAUCCAGUCAACAGCAUCAUGAGUUGCAGCGCACACAAACCAGCCAACCCCACCACCUCCAGCGCCCAACCCAACUACACCGUAGCACAUACCCCGAAGCGAUGGCGAUUCAGCUGCCGUUUUGAUCUCUCUCUCUCUCUCUCUCUCUCGCGCGCGCGCGCUCUCUCUCUUUUGGCCGCAAAAAAGCUUGCUAUGCGGAAGUGUGAGAUGAUUCACACUUUGACACACAUCACAUGCGACACAGAGAGAGAGAGAGACAAACAGAAGAGGUGUGAGUUGGUAACGGUGACGAUGGGGGAGCGGGCACCGCUAUUGGGGGAUAUCCCAGAGCAAGUCUCGCUCAAUGGGGACCCCGAGGAUGACUCGCCGGCGGCCCAGGCGCCUCCCGAGCAGUUGCAACGCACCAAGUCCCUGAAUCGCAAGUUGACGACCGUCUCUGGCCGUCAAUCAGCCGAGGAAACACUCAAGCGCAGCACCGGGUCCUUUGCCUCGCAAAGGGUCCUGACAGCUUAUGAGGGCACCAACACUUUGCCUACGGGCACAGAGCUGGACGAUUCUGUAGAUGAGGAGCGAUCUCGUCGCAAAUCCGUAGCCGCCAACAUGCGACGCAUCCUCUUCUCCGACGAAACUCUUUUGCCACCGCUGUCCUCACACCUCGUUGGCCAGCUUUUCGUCCUGGCCGUCUCCAUCUUUGUCAUUUACAAUUGUUUCAUCAUUCCUUUCCGUGCUGCCUUUGAGCAGUCUUGGGCUGACCACCACAAUGACAUCUUCAUCAUCAUCGAUGCCAUUGGUGAUAUUCUCUUCUUGGUGGACAUAUACUUCAAUUUUCGCUGUGCUGUCAUGCACGACGGCAUCGAGGUCUAUGACAGCGGGCACAUUGGCUCGGAAUUUACCGCGCCCUUCUAUCCGAUAGCGCGUGAUUAUCUCUCGCAGUGGUUCUGGUUUGACAUCCUUGCCAGCUUGCCCAUUGAUCUCUUCCUGUGGAAGCCCGUCUGGAAGCAUGUGGCGCUGCGCUGGAACAAGUUCUUGCGCCUGCCUCGCGUGUUGGAACGCAUUCAAGAACUGCAACACAACACCCGCUACGCCCUCACGCUCGAGCUGCUCAAGCUCGUGGUAGGCAUCUUGAGCAUCUCCCACUGGCUGGGCUGCGCCUACAUUGCCAUUGCCUAUUCCGACGGCUUCACUCCGGAGGGCGACGAAGAGGGUUGGGCGCCACCAGAAUCCCUCAAGGACGCAUCACUAGGCCAGCAAUACUAUAUUGCUUUUGCCUGGGGCGUUAAGGGUGUGACGGAUGUCGGCGGUGAAUCGCCGCGAGCUCAAACUAAUUUGCAGCACGCUUUUAUCAUCGUUCUUGGCUUUGUACACAUCUUCUUGAUUGCCAUCGUCAUUGGCAGCGUGGAGGGCUUCAUGUCGAGCCUCAAUCACAAUGCUGAGCAACUUCGGCGCCGCAUCAUGCACUUAAAUCGUUUUAUGGCGCAGCGCCACCUGCCACCCGAUGUUCAGACACGCAUUCGCAAGUACUUUCGGCACUUGUGGUCGCGGAAGGGUGCCUUUGAUAGCCCUGACCUCCUUCGGGACCUGCCUUCCAACUUGCGAGCCGAAGUGCACCGCCAUACCCGCGGCCAAGUGCUGUCCAAGGUGGGGCUGCUCAAGUCUUUUGAGAACGACGAGCCGUUUCUCAAUACACUGGCAGAGCAUUUGAAGCCGCGCAUCUAUGCCCCGGGUGAUAUCAUCAUCGAGGCGGGUGGCAAUGGCGAUGAGAUGUUUCUGCUCAAUCGUGGCGAGGUGGAGCUUGUGGGAGCAGAUGACGAAGUAGAUGGCGUCGCCCGCGAGGGAUCAGUCUUUGGUGAACUGGCCUUUUUCGCCAGCGAAAAGCUUCGCUUGACAGUGCGCGCCCGCACCUGGUGUGAUUUUGCAGUGUUAACCAAGAAUGACUUUGAUCGGGUGGCCCUGCGCCAUCCGAUGCAGCGGCGGCAGCUGGAGGAGCUGGCCGAGGUGCGUCUUGCCCAGGAAGCCAUGUAUCAGGCACUCCUCAAGAGCCCGCUUUUCAAGAACGUCGGCAAGGCCAUCAUUCAAACGCUGAGCCGCGUGGCCCUGCCUUUUGGCUUUAAGAAAGAUGACUACAUCUAUCGGGAAGGCGAUGAUGGUGACACCUGGCUUUUUUUGGGGCGUGGUGACGCUCGCGUCUUCAAAAAUUCAGCGCUGGAGACACAAGACGACGAUAGCACCGAGGCUCAAAGCACGGAAGCAGCUGAUGACGACAUGCCAAUGUCUCGCUCGAUGCGUCGCGCUAGCUCGGGCAGCAUCUUUUCUUCGGUCGCUGCAAUCCCCUCUACUCCUACCAAGAGUACCAAGUUUCGCGGCGAUGCCGUGGGCGCCGUUUUGUCUGCUCGCUUCAUCGGGGGCAGCACAACUCUAGAGCCCACUCCUCGCAUUGACAACGCGGUGUGCCAUAGCCAGCGGUGCACGGUACUGGCCAUUCCCAUUGCCACCUUGCACGAGUUUCUGCAGUCCCACCGAAUUGCCAGCGUUCGUAUUUGCUUCGUGUGUGUGUGUGUGUGUGUGUGUGUCCCAGUGGUGGAAGCCAACGCCAAGGCCUAUUCGCGUCGGGCCGAUGUUUUGCAUACAUUCAAAAGCAUCACCCGCAAGGUCAUGCUGUCCCGGUCGAGUGUGGGGUUCAUGUCGCGUCAGGAUCAUGGUGCCCGAAAGGUGAUCCACCAUGUCGAGGAUUUUGACUUUGACUUUGAGAUUGAGCCAGAGGCACAGCGCAUCCGUGAUCGCGUUUGGCUGGACCGCUCUGAGAUCCACGGCUUAUCAUUGCCGGUUCUGCAAACAGUCCAGGCCAUCCUUUCCAAGCAACUCAGUCUGCUUGCAGAGGUCGGGCACAACAAAGCCCAGGAACUCUUGGCUGCCUCUGAUGCCGCGGAGAAUCAAGGGCAAGAAGAUGAGUUCUUGGAUGAAGAGUAG
Monosiga brevicollis MX1 is the source of this 3012-nucleotide messenger RNA. RefSeq lists its product as uncharacterized. Gene Ontology annotation, molecular function: protein-containing complex binding; monoatomic ion channel activity. Gene Ontology annotation, biological process: transmembrane transport; monoatomic ion transport. The record is from RefSeq and is a predicted model, not a curated record. The transcript has 24 exons. Gene Ontology annotation, cellular component: membrane. The coding region runs from base 1 to 3012 and encodes 1003 amino acids. Lineage: Eukaryota; Choanoflagellata; Craspedida; Salpingoecidae.